This is a messenger RNA of Cryptotermes secundus, 1402 nucleotides long. Its product is annotated as distal membrane-arm assembly complex protein 2. Lineage: Eukaryota; Metazoa; Arthropoda; Insecta; Blattodea; Kalotermitidae. Bases 86 to 901 code for a protein of 271 amino acids. The transcript has 2 exons. The record is from RefSeq and is a predicted model, not a curated record.
GAUUUCGAGAAAUCGAACUAUGCGAUAGAGGCCUAGAUCGGCCUAGAUCGCCUAGAUAAAUUUGAUGGGUAGUUGAGUGGUGAAAAUGAGGUACCAGAUUCAGUACUUACAUAAAUACAGGCAAGUCUGCCAACAUCUGAAGAUACCCUGCACAAAUAACUAUUCCACUGAGGUGAACUCUGAAACAAAGCCUGAACCAAAGUCAUGGAGGAAACGUUGGGAUCAGAAAGAGGGAGAAUGGUACAGCAGGUUCAAGCUCUUUGCACCUGAGAAAGGUGAAAGCCCUGAUGUGGUAAGGGCUCUACAGAGCACAUCAAACUUUAGUAUAAAAGCAGUUCGCAAGUGGAUACAAAAAUCCAAGAGAGAAGCUGAAAUACUGGACAUGAGGUAUAUACCAGAACGUCAUCAAAUAUUGGGUAGUGAUCUAGCAGCUGCUCACUUCUUAGUUCAUAGAGGUGCUGCUGUGAGAUUCGUAGGCUCCUCGGAGUGGAUAAAACGACAUGAAGAUCAAUACGAUCUUCCAGAUAGAUAUAACCGUGACUAUGCAAUAGAGGCUAUUGAUGUGUUAGACAUGAAACUGUAUUAUGAAGGUUUCCAGAACAUGACCAAUUUAAGAAGUUUACGGUGGCUUAGCCUACGAAACUGUCUUCAGAUUGAUGAUUGGUGUCUCGAUAGAAUUAGUAGUGAAUAUGAGUCGUCUUUGGAAUAUCUGGAUAUUAGCAACUGUACGCGGGUAACAGAUCGUGGGAUUUGUGCAUUGUAUCGAAUGAACAAACUCCGUACACUCAAGGUACACAAUAUUGCAGAUAGUCAGCUGUUCCAACUUGCUUGCUUGAUGCUGGAAGACAUCAAUCCUCAAUUGAAUACUGAAGGUGUUAAGUAUUUAGAUAUAGGAAAUUGAGGUGAUUUCUUACAAGAAAAUUAUGAGCAGUUGUAACUAGUUACAUAGUGUGACCAUGCGAGAACUUCCCAAAAAUCAGUUUGCCUCUCAGGCAGAAGAGACUGGUGCUCCAUGUGUCAACUCAUGUCACAGAUUUGAACUGGUAACGGACUCUGCAAACCAAGAGCCUAAACACAUUACAAUUUCUCUUCAAUAUUAACCGAAUAAAUCACUGAACAGGUGUCAUAAGCACCACCUCUCUUCCACCUGAGCAGCUGAACAUUUAGGAAGCACUGAGAUGGUUGGACUUGAUAAAGUUGUAUUUCUUGUCAGGUGGAAAUAAGCUGGCACUGGAACUGUACUUACCCAGAUGUGUUCCUGAGGAAAAUAGCUGUUUAGUUAUCUGAACUUUUUAUCAUCCAGUAUUGACAGUAGGUAUCCUGUGUGGCCUAGAAUUCUAGUGGAAAACAUCUGUAAAUGGAACUUUUAUGUUAAUAAUAAAGUAACAUGCGUAGUAUUCAA